Messenger RNA from Clarias gariepinus (North African catfish), 2476 nucleotides. It is a transcript of the gene ostm1, whose product is annotated as osteoclastogenesis associated transmembrane protein 1. The transcript has 6 exons. The record is from RefSeq and is a predicted model, not a curated record. Lineage: Eukaryota; Metazoa; Chordata; Actinopteri; Siluriformes; Clariidae. Gene Ontology annotation, cellular component: cytosol. The coding region runs from base 66 to 929 and encodes 287 amino acids.
UGUGCGAAAAUGAAAACAGGAAGUAGUGCGCAACAGAGAGAGCAUAGUUAAGGUUUCUCACUUCAAUGAAUAUGGCGAGUUUUACAAGUUACAGCUGUGUGUUGUGUUUGGUGUUUUUAAGGAGCCAGACCUCAGUUCACGCCGCAGAGCCGGGUGGAGACGUACAGUUUAAGGGGAACAGCUACUUUGCGUCUCUCAGUCUGUCGGCUUCUUCCCCGGAGCAGCUGGAGAUCACUCACGACUGCCUGGAACUGCUGCAGGAUUUCGGGCAGGUCUACGCGAACUUAUCGAGCUGUCUAGUAUUUAACGCGCGACCUGUCCGAUUGUGUCAGAACUGUAACAGCGGUUAUAACAGCCUCCAGAACAUAUACAGCAACAUAACACAGGAGAUGGGGCCUGGCAACAUGAGCUGUGAAAAAGUCCUGCUGCAUUCAGACAGACUGAUGGUAGUCUACAACCUUUACAGCAGCAUAAUGGACAUCUGGGAGAAGUCUAACUGUAUCAAUUGUCUGGUGCAUCAGAACAGUGUGUCAAAUACCACACUUUACUUCAUCGACCUUCUCAAUCAGACACGGAGCUGCUUCGAGAAAUACCAGCAGAACCACUCGGAGUUGUGCAGAGAAUGCAGGCCCACAUAUAAAAUCCUUAACGAUUUGUAUAGCGGCAUGUCAAAAAACAAUAGUCUCUGUAUUGAUGUGGAGGAUGCGAUGAACGUAACACGACAUUUGUGGAGCAAGGACUUUAACUGUUCUUUAACACGUGAGGAGAACAUCCCGGUCAUCGCCGUGUCCAGCUUCAUGCUCUUCCUUCCGCUCAUCUUCUACCUGAGCAACUACCUGCACUCGGAACAAAAGAAACGCAAGCUUAUACACCCUAAAAGAGCCAAGUCCAGCCACAGCCUGAUGAAUAUCCAAGACAAGUACAGCUGAAUGAAGCACACAAGAACCAAGAACCAGUCCUUUUUUCCAACAGGAAGGUGACUGUUUUUGUGGAAUGGAGUGUAAAACAUCCCUGGACUUUAUCAUUAUCACAAUUAAAGUCCUCAUCACUUAUUGUGAAGAUACAUCUGAUUAUUUUUCCCCCUUGUUUUGAUGAGCAUGUGAAUGAAUGCAGUAUUUUCAGGACAGGACGGACUCCUCCGUACAGAUUAGUGACUUUCGCAGGACUGACAAGACGAGAGCUUUAGGUGAGACUGGUUAGGUUCCCAGUGUGCCCGAGAGAGCAUCUUCGUCCCUGCUAAAAGCUUUUAUUAUUUAUUUCUUUCGCAUAGCGUACUCGGGACUCGUACAUAUAACAUAGCAGCAGUAGCACUGCACUGCGGCAAGCACUUGAUGUCCAUUAGUGAUCCAUUAAUAAAUACAUGGUGCAUGUGUGGAGUGAAGAGGUAAAAGCAAUGGCUGAAAUGAAAGGAGAAUGCACUAAAGGAACUGUGCUCGUCACGUGACAUUUUGGCCUGAGUCUUUUCUUCUUCUUCUUUUUUUUUGUAUGCGUAUACGAAGCGACCGUCUCUUCCCUUUUAGCUACUAAUGUGUUUUUGAGUUCCUAUAAAAUCAUGAUGUAGCAGUCUGACUGGUUUUCUGAUGAAGAGCAGAAAAGAUACAGGAUGUGUGUAAUGAAUGGAAGAGUUAACUGCGCUGUGUUAUGUUGGACGGGAUCAUUUGGGCUUUCCAAGCAUAAAUAUUUUAAUUGUAAGGAAGUAAUUAAGCCAGCAGUGACCUAAAUAAUACUUAGUAUUUUCAAGAUUUACAUGUUUGGUAUGAUCUGCUAAAGAUUUCUGUAGCUGAAAAACCACUAAAUGUUGUUUUCGGGUUAUUUAUCUUUCAUAGGAACAUAUUCUUCCCAUCAUUAGCAGCUAAUCUAAAUGUAGGAUAAAGUUACUUGGCUCAACAACAUAUCCAGUGGCUUUUUGGUCUCAUGGAGCUGUGCCAUUACUUAUCACACUGGUCUUUAAGCGCAUUGUACCUGAUUUCUUCAAUCAUAUGAUUGCUAAGAGGCCCUGAGCUGGUGCCAUAAAUGAAGAUAAUCUUUUGUGUACACGUUGAACAUGUGAUGUACCAAGAAAGGUGUUUUUUUUUCUGACAAGGUGUGAUAAGCUUAUAUGGAAUUCCUAACCAUUGUUAAAAAUCACCAUUGCUGACUAACUUUUAUGUCCUCGUGAUUGAAGAAUCGAUGUAUCGCAUAAACCGACCCAGAGAGAGGGCGAAGGGAAGAAAGGAAAUAAGCGAUUAUCUUUUAUGGCUUGGAUUAGGAUUAGAGCUUUGACUUUGGACUUUUUAGUACUUGAGAGAAUUAUGAAAUGCUUGAAACUCAGCUGAUAUCUUGGGCUUAUAUAAAGGCAGGCCUGUAAGCAAAGCAUCCUCUGUUUGUGGGUGUUUUUUUUUAAACAAAAUUCCUAAUUAAAUUCCCUUUCCUAGGUUUUAACAGACUACUGAUUUUUUUAAAAUGUAUAAUAAUAAAGUAUGAAUUCAAAUAUUAA